UAAAAAUUCCAACCCCUUUUCCGCUCCUUGCUCAGAUCUGGAACCCUACUCAACAACAUACCCCCUGUUUUUCUUGGGUCCGACCGCCGUCUUCCUCUCCCGACGAUCUCCGCCAGCCUUCCUACCCGAUGGCCAUCGCCAAGAUCGAGAAGGAGAUCGCAGCGAUCCCAGAGAAGAAGGAGAAACUACGAAGCGCGUUCGAGACCCUCCGGACCCACCUCUCGUCCUCUUCAUUCCCCAUUUCCGUUCCCGAUUGGAAAGACAUCGACGCCCACAUCUCUUCCGUCGAAGCCACUAUCCGCCGAGACUUCGAAGCCCUUCGAGCCAAGGAGGCAACUAAGCCCCCCUCCGCUCUGCCGCCCCACUCUUUCGUCCCAUAUUCCAAAGAGAAUCCCUCCACUGAGGAGCAGCCCAGUGCUGUCCCUGAGCAUGAGUCGGCCCCGAGGCCGGAGCUCGCGGCCCUCUGCGCCAACAUGGACGGGAAGGGCCUCGUCUCCUUUAUCGUCAAUCACCGCAAAGAUUCGGAGUCCAUUCGCUAUGAGCUUACGCCUGCCAUCCGAUCCUCCCCGGACCCUGCCAAGCUGGUCCUCGAUGCCUUGGACAUGUUCUAUUUCCCUUCCUCGACGGCCAAAGGUGAUGCUGUCGAGAAGCUCACGACCAGGAGGACCUGCAUUAACCUUCUCGAGCGCCUCAUGACUAUUGAGCCAAAUAUCGGGCCGCCAUUAAGAGAGCAAGCUUUGAAGCUGGCUAGGGAGUGGAAGAAGAACCUGAUAGAUGAAGGCAGUGACAACGGUAUGGACGUCAUCGGGUUGAUACAAUUGAUUGUGUCGUAUCGGUUGGUCUCAGAGUUUACGGUGGACGGGCUCUUGGAACUACUCGUUUUGAUUUGUCGCAGAAAGCAGGCUGUGCAUCUCUGCAGAAGUCUGAGUCUGACCGAGUAUGUUCCUGAUCUAAUUGAGAAACUGAACCAUAAAGGGCGGCAGCUCGAUUCGGUAAAGUUUGUUUAUGCUUUUGAUUUAGUGGAUAAGUACCUGCCGGUUCCUCUAUUGAAAGCCUACAUAGAUGAAACAAAGAAGGCUGCUCAAGAUGUCAGAAAAAAGAGAAACUAUUCAGCUGAAUCAGAGAAUAUAGCCAUCUCAAAGCAACUCGGUGCAUUGAAAUCCGUAGUCAAAGCGAUUGAAGAGUAUAACCUUGAGAACCAAUAUCCACGUGAAGAGCUUGACAAGCAGAUUGUAGAAUUGGAGAAACAGAAAGAAUCAAAGCAGAAAGAAUCAAAGAAGCGGACUUCAGCUGCCGCUCUGAAGAAUGCCGGUGCUGCUUCACACUCGAAAGUUCAGAACCAGCAGAAACCGAAUAAGCGUUCACGGCCAUCCACUACCACAUUGACACCCAACACUGUGGCCGAGCAGACCUUGCCUCCAGGAAGGUCAUUGCCAGGACCUCACGGCAUGAUUCCUGGACAUCCCGGGUCUUAUCUUCAUCCACCAGAGGCUGCAGGUUUUAUCGCUCCUGUCGAUUUCUAUGAGCGCCCAAUUCAUUACGGUGGCUAUCCCAGGGUAGCAACCAUACCUCCCCCAUACGUACCAUCGCAGCAUCCACGGCCGUAUGGCCCUUAUUUUUAUCCUUGAUGAGAAGCUCUUUCUCUGAGCCACACUGGCGAUGCUGUUCCUUGAGGUUUUGUAAAUACAAUGAACAUGGCCUGUUUUGACGGAAUCACUCAGUGGCUUUAGCAUCACAACUCAUGUCAGUUUUCUUAUUACAAUGAUCAACUUUUUAGAAGUUAAAUUUAUGCAGUGACUUCCUAACAA
Zingiber officinale is the source of this 1808-nucleotide messenger RNA. RefSeq names its product truncated FRIGIDA-like protein 1. Lineage: Eukaryota; Viridiplantae; Streptophyta; Magnoliopsida; Zingiberales; Zingiberaceae. The record is from RefSeq and is a predicted model, not a curated record. The transcript is spliced from 3 exons. The coding region runs from base 129 to 1628 and encodes 499 amino acids.